AUGAGUGGCGACAAAAUGAGCAAGGAAAAACUGGCCAAGGAGAAAAUAGAAAAAGGCCAGCAUUAUGAAGCGCACCAACUGAUAAAAUCCCUUAUAAACAGGAAGCUGCAAAAAAACCAAGUGAGCAGCUGCAUGAGCAUCAUCUUUUACUUCUCGCAAAAAAUGGCCAAGGCAAAGCAGUACGUACUACUUUGCGAUCUAAUGUAUCAAUGUUGCACAAUUUUAACACAACAUAAUAUAAAAUUUAGCGAAGAGUAUGCGAAAAAAAUAAUCGAAAUUUUUAAUUUAUGCCCCCCAAAUUCUACAGAAGAAAAAUAUAAAUUUAUGAACAAGUGCAUCAUAUGGUCAACGGAUGAUGAUGAUGAAAUAUUUGGCUACUUAGAUUUCCACAAAGCUAUAGCCUACGCCUAUUUUGAGGAUAAAAAAUAUAGCUUAGCGCAUAAUCAUUUUAUAUACCUAGAGGAUAAUGAAAUAUUAUAUAAAAUAAUUUGCCUCUGGCAGAAGGAAGCUUACCCAAGUGAAUCCCAUUUUUUCAUUUUAAGAACCACACUAUGUCUUCUUGUGUUAGACAAAUUUAAACAAGCCCUAGAUUUGAUAAAUAAAUUUGAACCCAAUUUAGAUCGAAAGGAUGUUCCCCUUCCUGUUCAAGUUGCUUAUUUAAUUACCUGUUCGUGCAUACACAAAAGUGUGCCUUUAUAUGAAGACGUCAAGUAUAAGUAUCGACUCAUAUUAAAUUACGACCCCGAUUUUCAAAAAUAUAUCGGCAUACUAGAUGAUGUGGUUUUUAAUAAGAGGAAGCACGACCUGUUUAGUAUGUUCCAAAAUAUGUUUGGCUGA
Plasmodium coatneyi is the source of this 837-nucleotide messenger RNA. RefSeq lists its product as uncharacterized. Lineage: Eukaryota; Apicomplexa; Aconoidasida; Haemosporida; Plasmodiidae. Bases 1 to 837 code for a protein of 278 amino acids. The record is from RefSeq and is a predicted model, not a curated record. Gene Ontology annotation, cellular component: cytosol. Gene Ontology annotation, biological process: protein insertion into ER membrane. The transcript has a single exon. Gene Ontology annotation, molecular function: protein binding.